Molecule: messenger RNA, 1144 nt
Organism: Brassica napus (rape)
Lineage: Eukaryota; Viridiplantae; Streptophyta; Magnoliopsida; Brassicales; Brassicaceae
Product: CBS domain-containing protein CBSX2, chloroplastic
Exons: 8
Coding region: 245-931 (228 amino acids)
Source: RefSeq, a predicted model, not a curated record
GGGAAAAAAUCACCCAACCAAAAUUGAAGAACCAAAACACGGACCAGUCGACCAUGUAUGAAACAUGUGGAUGGUGUCCCCACCAAUCACAAACUUGUCUACUUUUUUUACCACCCAAUCAAACACAACUCUUCUCUUUCUUCUCCCCUUUUCUCAAGUUUCAACCUUUAUUUCUCUCACCAACAAGUAAUUGUUUUUAUUUUGCGUUGGGAUUCGUGAGAAAACAGAGGAGGAUAAGCUAAUCAUGGGUUCGAUCUCUCUGUCAAAUUCUCUGCCCAUACCGCGACUUCCACUACAUACAUCAUCACUCAAUCCAUGCCUUCCUUCAUCCUUCUCUCUUCCUUCUCGUCGCUCCACUUUUUCACCGCUAGUCUCGGCCUCUGCCGUCUUCGCAGCUCCUUCCGGCGUUAAUAACUCUGUUCCUGGUAAAAACGGGGGUUACACAGUUGGUGAUUUCAUGACAGGGAAACAGCAUCUUCAUGUUGUUAAGCCCUCAACAUCGGUUGAUGAUGCAUUGGAACUUCUGGUUGAGAAGAAAGUCACGGGCUUGCCUGUAAUUGAUGAUGAUUGGAAUCUGGUUGGCGUUGUUUCUGAUUACGACUUGCUUGCACUUGACUCCAUUUCUGGCCGGAGCAGCCAAAAUGAUACAAACAUGUUCCCUAACGUGGACAGUUCGUGGAAAACAUUUAACGAACUCCAGAAGCUGAUAAGCAAGACACAUGGGAAAGUAGUUGGAGAUUUGAUGACGCCUUCUCCUCUUGUUGUCCGUGGUUCUACCAAUUUAGAAGAUGCUGCCAGGUUGCUACUGGAAACAAAGUUCAGAAGGUUACCAGUCGUGAAUUCAGAUGGAAAACUGAUUGGGAUCCUAACAAGGGGGAACGUUGUAAGGGCUGCACUGCAGAUCAAGCGGGAAACCGAGAACUCAACCUAGCUAGCAGCUGGUAUAGAGCAGAGUUCUUAAACCUGCCAUAUAAUAGUUGAUAGCAAAUCUAUUUAUUCGAUUGAUAAAAGUAUAUAUAAUAUGUACCUAUCCCCCUCUCAUUUGUCUACCUUCACAAGCAAAUUUUUUUACCUUAGGAGUAACUAUUUGUCAAACUCAGAAUUCAAGACGAUUGGUAUCUCAUAUUAUUAUAUUUUUCGUGUA